AGGCGGGCGGAGUGUUUACAGGAGUCGGGCUCGGGGAGCCAGGUUUCCUCUUGCUGGUGUGUGUGUGUGUGUGGAGGGGGAAGGAAGCAUAUUUGAUUUCUCUCUCUGUCUUCCCCCGUGCCCCAGCUUCUUGUGAAGCUCCGGAUUGAGGAAGCAGCGAGUGCGGGAGGAAGCGGCCUUCUGGCUGGAGCUCCUUUCAAAUAACAGAGUCGUCAAGACAGCCUCUCCUCCCUCCACCCCCUCCCCACCUUCCUCCUCCUCACACCCUCCCCCACCCCAACCCCUUCCCCUCCCUCAGCCCCCGAGCAACAGGAAGACGCAGGGAGCCGGGAAGAUGUUGGCCCUUUUCAACAAGCUGUUGGACUGGUUCAAGUCCCUCUUCUGGAAGGAGGAGAUGGAGCUGACCCUGGUGGGGCUGCAGUACUCGGGCAAGACGACGUUUGUCAAUGUGAUAGCGUCUGGACAGUUCAGUGAAGACAUGAUACCAACAGUUGGAUUCAACAUGAGAAAAAUCACCAAAGGAAAUGUUACCAUCAAGCUUUGGGACAUUGGUGGGCAGCCUCGAUUUAGAAGCAUGUGGGAACGAUACUGCAGAGGAGUCAGUGCAAUUGUGUACAUGGUGGAUGCUGCAGACCGUGAGAAGACAGAAGCUUCAAAGAAUGAAUUGCAUAAUUUAUUAGAGAAACCGCAGUUGCAGGGAAUCCCGGUGCUAGUUCUCGGGAACAAGCGAGACCUACCUGAUGCAUUGGAUGAAAAAGAACUUAUUGAAAAAAUGAACCUGUCUGCUAUCCAAGACCGAGAAAUCUGUUGCUACUCCAUCUCCUGUAAGGAAAAGGAUAACAUAGAUAUAACACUACAGUGGCUCAUUCAACACUCAAAGACCAAGCGCAGCUGAAAGCAAGGAUGUUGAUUUCUUACUCGCCCAGGACCUGCCAUAGUUAAUCCCGACCUCCUUCCCUGGAAAGAAAGUUUAGAAAGCUGUCCGACAACACUGAGGUCAAAUUAAAGUUUUUAUCAUGAGAGAGUGUACAAUAUUAUUUUGCACUUUUUUUAUGUUUUUAUAUAAUUAAGCUGAGUUACUAAAUCUGAUCUUGUGAAACUUACCCACUGUCAGUUUGAAAGGGGUUUUGUUAUUGAAUAAAUGGGAUGUUUUUAUUUUUAAUAUGCAUGCUUAUGAAGCCCCAUUGUAGGAUGGAACUCCUAUCAGAAUGCCACAGUUGUUGCCAUUGAGGAAGCACAUUUACAUUCCAUUGCAUCAGCUGAGCAUGCUCAGGGGAUUCAUGCAGUGGCCCAAUUGUUACUGAGCAAAUAUACAUUUGUUUCAUUGCUCCACCUAACAAGGCUAGUCUUGUUAUUUGCACCUCAAAAAUAAUUGUGGGUAGUAUGGAGCUACUUGACACAGUGACUAACAUAUUUAUAUAUAUAUAUAUAUAUAUAUAUAUAGAGAAAGUCAAUGCAGGUCAUCUACAGAGAAGCCAUAUCUCUUGUACCUUUAAUUGUGAGACGUUUUAGAUGUCAAUAUAAAAGACUCCGGUCGAUGAAUGCCUGUUAAUGGUAAAUGAUGGAGAGAGAAGAUACGUGGUCAUUAUAUAAUCUGCCAUAUACAGUAAGGUGAUGAAUGUUUUACUGAUUCAUUACAAGAAAACUUUCAACACCCCUCCAAUUAUUUGGGGAUUCGCAUUAGCAAAUGCCAGAUAUCUGGCUUUGAAUUUGCACUCAACAAACAUCUGAAGUUGGUAAGUAAUUGUCAUUUACAAGACCUGCAACCCUAAUUGGGGAAAACAUUAGAGGGAAUAAAUAUAGCCUUGAGUUCAUGUAUGUAUGUGUAAUUUUACCCUUCAAGUGUGGAUAUUUUGUUACUGAAAGCCUGUUUGUCAUUUCUAACAAUGGCAAAUGGUGGACUACAGAGAGACUCCAUAUAUUAUUUCAGUUUGGUAUCUCUCUCUGUUAUUUGACAUGUAAAAUGUGCAUUGUGACCUUGUAAAAGUUAGCACUAUCACAAGUCCAGCGAAGUGGCUUGAACUAGUUUUCACUGAUCCUUGCCACAUACAAUAAAUUGUGUUCAUGCUUAAUAGCUGAUUUGAAGAUUUUUUUUGAUAUGCAUGUAAUUUUUUUAAAGCACCAUUAAAGCAUAGAAAUCUACUCAGGAUGGGGAAAUGAGACAAGCUCCUAUUAUCUACUUUUUAAUUUUCUCGCUUUUUUGCCUGCAUGCUUCCCUAAGUGUUUAAACUGCUGCUAUAUUAAUAGCACAUCCCUAUAGUUGCACAUUGAAGUAGCUUUACUUUUGACAGGUAAUAUGACAGGUGACAAGCUUGUUUUUUUUGUUGUGACUUACCUUUUUUAAAUAAGUUUACAAUCUGUUUUCAAUUGCAGUUUUGUACAUACAGAUUUAAACCAAAUCGUUGAAAUUUUUAAAACAUACAGAUUUGUGAUAAAUAUUGUACUAGAUAGUAAUUUGCUUACAUACAGGUACUUGGCUGUAAAAGCUAAUGGUUAGCAGUGUUUGCUAUUGUAUAAGGAGAAUGAUGGACUAAUAGCUUGUAGUGUGUUUUUCUUGAACUGUAACUGGUUUUAAGUGAAUCCUUUAUCCUGCAGUUUUAAGAAGCUAAUAAAUAAUUGAAGUUGAUGCAUACCGUGUCAUAUAUAAUAGCUUGUUGACUUGUACAAUCGACUUGUCAAAUAAUUGUCCUGUGGGUGAUUGAUGUACUGUUGCUCUUGUCAUAUGAUGAAGCUAAUGCUGUAAUAAAUACAUCCACACACAAA
Molecule: messenger RNA, 2763 nt
Organism: Carcharodon carcharias (great white shark)
Lineage: Eukaryota; Metazoa; Chordata; Chondrichthyes; Lamniformes; Lamnidae
Product: ADP-ribosylation factor-like protein 8A
Exons: 7
Coding region: 335-895 (186 amino acids)
Biological process (GO): protein transport; anterograde axonal transport
Cellular component (GO): lysosomal membrane
Molecular function (GO): GTP binding; GTPase activity
Source: RefSeq, a predicted model, not a curated record